ACGCCAGUUCCAUCCAAUUUCCCAAAAACAAGACAGAAAUCAGUUUCUAUUCCAACAGAGCGAAUUUGGGAACUUAUCCGUCCGGCGGACACCUCCUUUGGCCUCCGACGAUGUCCAUAGAAAUUUUCGCCAAGAUGUGAGCUGCGUUGUUCUUCUCCCUACGGGCGUGGGUAAUUGCAACGCCAUUCUUCUCUUCCACCAUCCAAUAAAUCUCAGUUAGCAUCAGUGUUGAUUUUCCAGCAAUUCGGGGGCGGAGGACUCCAACUUCUGUCUCUUUCCUCAUUCGAUCGAGUGCGAAUCAGGUCUGGUCAGCUGGAGCUUCCCAUCUGAAAAUUGCUCUGUUUCUGUGCUCCCAUAUCUGCCUUGCUAUUAUCAUUCCAAUUACUUUUAGCUGCGAGAGUGAGCAUUCGAGCGAUCRGGAGCCUCUCUGCCUUCCGUUUCAAAAUCUUUGUCCAUUUUGUCUUCUGGGUGUGUUUCUUGAGCUUCAUUUGAGCAACCUUCCUAUUAUUUUAUGGUAACAUUUCUCUCUAUCUUUUUUCUGGUAGUUAAUCACAUGGGAAUCUUUUAUAGUACUUCGUCUUUCUUCCACUGGUUUGAUUGUAGAUUUUUGCUUGUUUUGUUGCCUGAUUCAAUGGGGCGAGGAUCUAAAGUCAGUAAAGAGAAUUUUUCAUGAGUUUUUCUUCAAUGGAGCUAAUUGGUUUCUGACCUCGGCUGGUUAAAGAAGCUCAAGAAAUGAUCUCUCUCAAGGACUUGGUGCCAGCAGCCCAGAACAAUGUGAAUGCACAGUUCAUAGUUUUGGACAAAGGGAAGACAACAGCAGAAGGCCAAAACAAGGCAUGCCUAUCACUGGUGGCUGACGAAACGGCUGCUGUUCACUUCCAGCUAUGGGGGGAUGAGUGCGACGCGGUUGAGCCAAGCGAUAUUAUCCGCUUGACGAAUGGGAUAUUCUCCUACAGCCGAAACAACCUGGUGCUGCGGGCAGGGAAGAGAGGGAAGAUAGAGAAGGUGGGAGAGUUCAACAUGGUGUUUGUAGAGACACCGAAUAUGAGCGAGAUCCGCUGGGUUCCCGACACGAUCGACUCGAAGAAGUAUGUGAAGGAAUCUGUUCUAUCUCCCUAUUCCCGUAUCUUUCCACCAAACAAUUGAUAUGCCUAUUGCUAGGAACCAUUACUUCGGCAUMGAGUUCAUUGAUUUUGAGAUUCUUGCCGAUUGGAUGCAAUGCCAAAGGCAAAACACAUUGUGAAAUGUGAACUUMGGCUUAUGAAAUCCAAUUUUUUUUUUGUUACUUUCAUAUGAAUUUUACAAAUCAUAAUCUUAUGAAUCAAGUUAUAGGUUACAUUUCUUUCUUU
This is a messenger RNA of Momordica charantia (bitter melon), 1349 nucleotides long. The record is from RefSeq and is a predicted model, not a curated record. NCBI's taxonomy places the organism in Eukaryota, Viridiplantae, Streptophyta, Magnoliopsida, Cucurbitales, Cucurbitaceae.